GAAUGCUGUCCUUCAUUUGUUUCUGAGAUGUAUAAUCCAUAACAUUUAUGAUUCGUUCAGUGGUUAAUCCUAUUGGACAGUGCAGGGAGACCGAGUCAGGUGAUUGCCAAGGAAGCCGGAGAUUCAUUCAGUCCUCCACGGAAAGGGGAGCACGCCCAACCCGGAUGCUCAGAUAAUUUGUGGAGCGGUCAGUUGUAGGGGGUUCAGAUCGCAGGGUUGGAGGUAUUUCAGUACCACGGAGGAGGGACAGCUCCCGACGGAAUUUACGUUUUCUCGGUACUACUGAGACCUCCAUCACUGCUUCAUCGCUGCUAGAGGACUGUGGUACACUCGCGCAGAAUCAACAAUCAAGGGGACUGAGGAGAACAGACUGUAUGCUUAUUUUUCGCUUUUAAGAAACUCAUUUGCAUGCCGAAUCUCGCCCGGUACAUUGGGACCUGACGAACGAUGGCGGAGUGUGCGCGGAAAGGACUAUCGCUCCUGGAGGAAGCGCGUUCUCGCUACGAGAGCUUGCAGAUUUCUGAUGAUGUGUUUGGGGAGUCUGGAGACGACAGCAGUGAAAACCCCUUUUACAGUACAUCGGGCGACUCGAAUUCGGACAACUACCGGGAGACAAAUCCAGACGAUGCCAGGGCAGGUGAAACUAGGAGUAGUCACAACUGUGGUCCUCCUGGGUCUGUCUCCAAUGGCCAAGCGCAGGAGGAAGGAUGGAGUGAUGCACUACAGGACAUCAGCGUGCCCCAGUAUCAGGACACACAUGGUCCGACACAGAAAAUGCUGGUCACUGCCACGGCCAUGGACUUCUUCCAGCUCUUUGUCCCUGAUAAUGCCAUCCAAAACAUGGUGACCCAAACCAACAUGUAUGCUAAGAAGUACCAGGAGCGCUUUGGAAGUGAUGAAGGAUGGACCAAUGUGACAUUAGCUGAGAUGAAGGCCUUUCUGGGCUUCGUUACCUCUACUGGCGUGAACCGCUGUGAGUCAGUACUGAGCAUCUGGAGCAGUGGAUUCUUCAGUAACCGCAGCAUCGCACUCAAAAUGAGCCAGGCACGCUUUGAGAAGAUCCUCAAGUACUUCCACAUCGUAGCCUUCCGUUCGAGUCAAGGUGGCAGUCAGGGCCUAUAUAAGAUCCAACCUUUCCUGGACUCACUGCAGCAGAGCUUUGGCUCUACUUUCCGGCCCUCACAGACACAGGUCCUUCAUGAACCCUUGAUUGAUGAGGACCCUGUUUUCAUUACCACAUGUACAGAGAGAGAGCUGCGUAAGAGGAAGAAGAGGAAGUUUAGCCUGUGGGUGCGACAGUGCAGUUCUACUGGUUUCAUCUGUCAGAUCAGUGUCCACCUAAAGGAGGGCCCUGGUCUGGAUGGUUUGGACACCCUGAAGAAUAAACCUCAGCUUCACAGUUUGGUGGCUAAGCAGCUCUGUCAGAACCUGUCUGGACGUAAUGCUAUCAUCUUCACUGGACCAAGCAUCACAAGUCUAAAUUUGUUUCAGGAAUUUGAGAAACAAGGGAUCUACUGCUGUGGGCUGCUGAGCACUAGGAAGAGUGAUUGCACUGGUCUUCCUCAGUCUAUGCUGAUCAAUACAGAGACUCCACAACAACGUGGCCAGUCUCGCAUUAAGAUAAGAGGCAAUAUUUCCAUAAUCAACUGGUACAACAAAGGCAACUUCAGAUUCCUCACCAAUGCCUACUCUCCCACCAAAGAAGGGGUCAUCAUUAAGAGGAAGAGUGGAGAAAUCCCAUGUCCGCUUGCUGUGGAGGCCUUUGCUGCACAUCUGAGUUACAUCUGCAAAUAUGAUGACAAGUACAGCAAGUACUUCAUUUUCCACAAGCCCAAUAAGACCUGGCAGCAGGUGUUUUGGCUGACCAUCAGCAUUGCCAUCAACAACGCCUACAUUCUCUACAAGAUGUCAGACGCCUACCAUGUCAAACGCUACAGCCGAGCACAGUUCGGCGAGAGGCUGGUCAAAGAGCUGCUGGAUCUGGACGACUGCUCACCCACUCAAUGAAGGAACCACAUGCUGUCUCAAACCCACUUACAAAAAUGUCAUACUAACAUGGACAUAUUAUACACAUGUACUAGCAUUCUGCACUUCUGGGUCAUGUAAAUGGCAUUUGGAACACCUUAUAUGUAAGAAAAUGUGCCAAGUCUGGUUAAAAAAGGAAUGUUUGAGAUCUGAUUUCACAUUUAUUUGGCCAUUUCUACAUGAAAAGUAUUUAUAUCACAGGAACAUUGUACAUAAGUCACUCAACAGUCUCUGUAAUGCUUGCUGCAUGAGAAACACGAAAACGUGCCCUUUGUGAAAUUUUUUUUAUCGAUAGAGUUUCAGUAAUAGUGUUGACGUAGUUUUGAAUCCUUAGAUACAAUGUUUUGUGAAUUAUCUCUGUUUGUGAGCAGCAUAUUCAACAUUGAGCACUGAUAAAUAUACUGUAUAUAUUUAGAGAUUGGGGUGUUUUAUCACCAAAAUGAAAAUGAAAUGCAAUUCAUUUAAUUUAUAUUACACUUAAUGUUAAAAGGGAGAUCCUAGAUGUUUUCCCAAAUAUCUGGGCUUUUUUUCUAUUUUAUAUUGCUUAAUAUUUAUUAUCUUUUACUCUUAAUUUUUAAACACAGCAACAACAUGAUUGUUGUGAUUUAAACGCUGAUGUACAGUAUAAUGUCACACUGAUGACUUACAGUAUAUUAUAUCUGUAAGGCACAACUACUAUGCUUUCCCAAUCAUUUUUGCCCUUAACUAGUACCCAAGUAGAAAGUAACUAAGGCCAUGCAUUGUAGAUUUUCAAUUAAUUGCUCUGACAAAAAUUGCAUUGAUCUCAAAUUAGAUUUCUAUGACAUUGCAUAAACUCUUUUGUCUGCCUUUCAUUAUUAUCCCUAUAUUUUGUCAAUUAAAGUCUUCUGUAUUUAAUAGUAAAUGUUAUGCAUUUCUUUGAUAGGGCCCAAUAUAGUAUACCAAAAAAGAAAAAGAAAUGUAAAUAUAAUUUCUAAUAAUUAAUUUACAUAAUUUUAUAUUUUAUUAUGUGUAAUUAAAUAGAGUAGGCUACCCAGUUUAAAUAGAAAUUGUUUUAUUUGAGCGUGAUUCUAAAAAAAAUGAAUGAAACAUAUGAACGACUUAAAUUAACCAGAAUGUCUCUUAACCCUUAACAGGGUAGAUUAUAUGUGGUCUUUCAUUUAGCUAGAUCUUCAGUCAGUCAGACUUUAUCAAAUGAUCAAUCUUCCAUGUUGCUAUAUUGUAACUGUAGUAAUGGCAUGUUACAAUCACUCGGCUACUUACCCAUGGAAUAAUUUUGUCCCUUCACUGAAGCAGAUUCAUUUGACAAGAUUUGGUUAUUUCCCUCAGGUAAUACAUUUACUCAAGCAUCUCCCCUCUAUAUCACUGUACUGUAUUCAUACUGAAUAAUGACCACAGUUAGGGACACAUGUACAGUUGUGAGUGAAUUUGUGUCACAGCUGCCAGACAUUCUAACUACAAUUUCCUUGGAUUAAAUUUACAGUUAAAGGUAUAGUUCACCCAAAAAUGAAAAUUGUCUCAUCAUUUACUUACCCUCAUUACUUUCUUCAGCUGAACACAAAAUAAGAUUUUAUGAAGAAUAUCUCAGUGCUGUAGGGCCUCACAAUGCAAGUGAAUGGGUACCAACAUUUUAAAACUCCAAAAUGCACAUAAAGGCAGCAUAAAAGUAAUCCAUAAGACUCCAGUGGUUAAAUGACAAUUGAGGGUAAGAAACAGAUCAAUAUUUAAGUCCUUUUUAAUUAGCAAUCUCCACUUUCACUUUCACAUUCUUCUUCUUUUGUUUUUGGCGAUUUGCAUUCUUUGUACAUAUCGCUACCUACUGGGCAGGGAGGAGAAUUUAUGGUAAAACAGACUUAAAUAUUGAUCAUUGUUAGUGUUCUGCAGUAAGAAAUUCAUAGACAUCUGGGAUGGCAUGAGGGUGAGUAAAUCAGAGAAUUAAAAUUUAUAGGUGAACUAUCCCUUUAACUGUAUGUUUUCACCUGCUGUUUUCCUUUGUACUCUAAGUGGGUAUGUGGAGAGACACCAUGCUUUUAUACUUGGUUUUUAAGACAAAACCCAUGUUUUAUCUGUCCAGACACUUUUUUGAGAGAACACAUUGAGAUUGAGAUUUCGUGUUUGGGGGUUGUUCCACACUCUCUCUCUCUGCACUCCAGUGGGAAUACUUUUAAAUCAGGUGUGAAUUCAGAGUGAGGCAGACAGUGAACUAAUAACGUGAGACAGGUGGUAUCUGGUUUAAACUCUUUGACCCUUAUGUCUUUAUGAGGGCCUUACUUUGGGUGACCUCAGGGUUUUGUAACUACAAAGAUCUACUGUAAUAGACAAUAUAUAGUAGAAGACUGGUUUGGGUGCUAUGUACAACUCUGCCAAGAACAUUCUCUGUAAUCCAGUGAAAAUAGUUGGCACAGCCAAGACUUUUAAUGAAAGUUCCUACAAGUACAGGGUGUAAGGAAAAAAAAUCCUUCCAUUAAGCAAAGUUUCUGCUUUUGCACAGACUGCUAACAUUUUUCACUCUACUUUAGGACCAGCUUCGUAUGGCAUGAUAUCAGAUCAUUGUAACUGACAUUUUAAUAACAGAGAACAGCUAUGACGACUAUAUAGUCUGUGAAUAACUCAUUUACUGGACCAAAAUUCCUCAAUAACUGGUCAAUUAAACAACCCAGUGUAGUACAUGGAUCUAUCUAUUUUCAUGUAUGAAUGUUGUGAAUGUGCUGUGUCUUGUUGUAUAAUGCUUGGUGUACCUUCACUUGUCUUAUCACUGUGAAUGUUGAAAAUAAGCUGUGUGGGAGAGUAUCUGUCUCUCAGUGUGUGAUGUGUUAUCUGUAAUGUUCACACUCACUGUAUGACCGUUACCAAACUGACCGUGCUUCAUCUCCCUGCCUUUUGUGAGUUUACACCAAUUUGCACACUAAUAAAUGUUGUUU
Myxocyprinus asiaticus (Chinese sucker) is the source of this 4925-nucleotide messenger RNA. RefSeq names its product piggyBac transposable element-derived protein 5-like. The coding region runs from base 448 to 2007 and encodes 519 amino acids. Gene Ontology annotation, biological process: non-replicative DNA transposition. Gene Ontology annotation, molecular function: transposase activity. The transcript has 7 exons. Gene Ontology annotation, cellular component: nucleus. The record is from RefSeq and is a predicted model, not a curated record. NCBI's taxonomy places the organism in Eukaryota, Metazoa, Chordata, Actinopteri, Cypriniformes, Catostomidae.